UCCACAUAAUAAAAGUAAUAAACGUAAGACCGAAAAUCUAAUGUGAACAAGAAUUUUUGUCUUAUAAAAGACAUAACUAGACUGAAGCACAAAUUAUAGUUCAAACCAAACACCUCAAACACAAGAAAUGGUUUCCAACAUUGAUCACAAGGCUAUGGAAGCACUCCUCCGUGGACAAGGAUGCGCUAACAGCCUCAAGAUUCUCCUCGAAAACGGCGAAAUAAGCUCAGUUUCAACAGAACCACUCAUCAACACCAUUCUCGAUUCUUUCUCGCUUGUUCUGUCUUUUGUGGAUUCUCCUAAUCCUCCACUAUACCAUGAGUCUUCUUCUCGAAACAUGGCAAGACCUACGCCCCGGAGAUCAUCUAAGGAAGUGCAACAUCGCAGAAAACUUUGUGGAGCACAAGGUUUAGUGAAUUACAGAGAUGAUUCCCCGAUUCCGUGUCCCAAUGAUGGCUUUGCCUGGAGGAAAUAUGGACAAAAAACCAUCAAAACCUCACCGCACCAAAGGUGUUACUAUCGGUGUACCUAUGCAAAAGACCAAAAAUGCAAUGCUACAAAGCGGGUGCAGAAGAUCAAAGACAACCCUCCAGUGUACAGAACCACGUAUAUGGGAAAACAUGUGUGUACUGCUUCUGUAGGUCAUGAUGAUACACACAGUUCCAAAAUGAUCCAGUUCGACCAAGUUGUUUCUGAAUUGGUUAUGCCUCAGCUCACAACGAUUGACCACCAAGUAAUUACCAUGGAGGACAAAGUCACACACUAUAUCAUGAACCAAGAAUGUGAUAUCGAUAUUAAUGAUUAUUUGGUGGGUUAUGACCAAUUUUGGGCGAAUGAAUUUCCCCCAUUUCCAUCAGACGACACAAUGUUUUUUGACAACAUUCCUGCUUUUGAUUAGAACCCUAUCUAGGUUUGAACAACAUAUCUAUCAAGCUUUUUAUGUUUUCAUGGUGGAGAUUGUUUGUUCCUUCACUUCUUUUCAGGUUCAUGUUUUGUAAUUUAGAUUCAUAUGCUUUAAAUUUACAGUGUCUUUUUGUGUAAAGAAGUUUCAUCUAUCAUGUACUUUUGCGUUUAUUCAGAAAAUAAAGA
Molecule: messenger RNA, 1089 nt
Organism: Arabidopsis lyrata subsp. lyrata
Lineage: Eukaryota; Viridiplantae; Streptophyta; Magnoliopsida; Brassicales; Brassicaceae
Product: probable WRKY transcription factor 67
Exons: 3
Coding region: 128-898 (256 amino acids)
Biological process (GO): regulation of DNA-templated transcription
Molecular function (GO): sequence-specific DNA binding; DNA-binding transcription factor activity
Source: RefSeq, a predicted model, not a curated record